CACUGUUUAUUCAUCUAUAAAUAGCUGCAUCAGACCCCAUUCUCCUUCCAUCAAAUCAUCUCCGGAUCUCCCCAUUUCAUCUCUCCCAACCGCCAUGGCUAAGUUCUUCGCUGUCUUCCUCAUAGCUCUGAUCGCCAUUUCCAUGCUUCAAGCAACUGUCUCGGCAAAGGGAGGACAUGGAGGCGGAUUCGGACCUGGAAGUUUGACAAGCUCUCAGUGCCCUGGGCAAUGCAUAAGGAGAUGCAGCAAAACGCAGUACCACAAGCCAUGCAUGUUCUUCUGUCAAAAGUGCUGUGCAAAAUGUCUGUGUGUGCCUCCAGGUUUCUAUGGAAAUAAACAAGUAUGUCCAUGCUACAACAACUGGAAAACCAAGGAAGGUGGUCCUAAAUGCCCUUAGUCUUCACCGGUAUUUACACAAUUAACAUCGGUAUUACUAUGAGUUUACUACCUACUAUUUAUUUCUUCUACUUCUUCAAUGUUGUAAUACUGUGAGGUCCAUUUCACGAUUUGAUUAAAAGUGAAAAAAGGACCAACGGAUUUUUAAAGUUUGUUACUUGUUAGCGUGCCACACUCCAUCGGAUUGCAUCCCCCAUGUGAUUGGGCCCCAUAUAUAUUUCACAAUUAUUAUUUUAAAUUCUGUUGAAAUAUAUUUGAGCGAAUUUAUCUA
Lactuca sativa (garden lettuce) is the source of this 667-nucleotide messenger RNA. Its product is annotated as gibberellin-regulated protein 6. NCBI's taxonomy places the organism in Eukaryota, Viridiplantae, Streptophyta, Magnoliopsida, Asterales, Asteraceae. The record is from RefSeq and is a predicted model, not a curated record.